Messenger RNA from Schistosoma turkestanicum, 3855 nucleotides. NCBI's taxonomy places the organism in Eukaryota, Metazoa, Platyhelminthes, Trematoda, Strigeidida, Schistosomatidae. The record is from the annotation of a GenBank genome assembly.
AUGUGUUCACGCCUUUUCUUCUCUUUUAUUUUUGUUGUAGCUUGUUUCUUUUCACAUUAUCUUGUAUAUAAUCCUACUACUACUAAUACUACUCAUAAUAACAAUCAGAAUAUCAACUCAAAAUUAACUCAUCAACCAAAUUUAAUUUUAAUCAGUGUAAAUGGUUUAAUUUGGUAUCAAGGUAACCCAUUAGCUGAUACACAGGAUCCAGAUCCAUUAGGACAAUUUGAUUGGUUACGUCAAACAUUUCAAUGGGCUAGAAAACGAAAAGAUAAAGUUUUACUUGUUAGUCAUUUUCCUCCUGGUGCUUCAGAGAAUGCUCCACAAUAUUAUCGUUUUCUUCGUACACAAAUGAAUGAUCAAUUUGUGAAUUUAUUAAUUGAAAAUGCUGAUUUAUUAAUGGCUGGUUUAUUUGCUCAUGAACAUGUGGAUAGUUUUCGUUUAUUAGUUUCGAAAUCAAAUGUACCAUUGGCUUCGUUAUUUCUUAUGCCAUCUAUAUCUCCAUUAAUGAUUUAUGGUUUAGGUGAUUUUAAUCCACGUAUUCGUUUAUAUCGAUUUCAACGUUCCACUAUGUCCCUAUUAGGUUAUUCACAAUAUUAUUUUAAUUUAGAAAAUCAAUUAUCCCAAUCCCCUGAUCAUCAACAUCAUCGUAAUUGGCAAUUAGAAUAUGACACAAAAGAAACGUAUCAUUUAAUGAAUUUGUCCGCGAACUCGUUGAAUGAAUUAUGGAAUCAUUUUCUUGAUAUCAAUAAUAAUACUGAUUCUUAUUGGUCAAAUUAUUGGAAUUAUGAAUUAGGCAAUCGAUCGCAUAGUUUAAAACCAAAUUAUCUUACAGAUCAAGGUUUAUGCCCAAAAGUUCGAUCACAAUGUCGUUGUGAUCAUUUAUGUGCUAUGCGAUUUUUAAUUUUUACUGAUUUAGAUAAAUGUUUAGAAUUAUGUAAACAACUUGUCGUGGUGACCAAUGGUCGUGGCGGUGAUGGCGGUAGUGAUGGUCUUCAACAUCCAAUGUUUAUGACUGGUGAUGCCAAUAAUCAUAGUACAAACAAACAACCCAACACUGAUUUUAAUCAUUCUUCAAUAGACAAUGAAACAAUUACUGUCAAUCCAAAUGAACGUAGUAGUCUACCGUACAUUAUUGGUGUCAUAGUUGCAUUUUUAGUAGUAUUAGUUGGUGUUGUACUGAUUGUUAAUCGUGAAGUAUGCAAUCGACAUCGAGGUGCUGGAGGUUAUCAUCAACGUCGUUCAUUAUUAGCUAGUAUGAUAGGUUACAAUGGUACUAAUAGUACUACUACUAAUACUACUCCUGCUGGUGCAGGAGGCGGAGGUAUCGCGGGAAAUGGUUUAUUUUUAAAUCCAAUCAAUGGUGGUACACUACAUGGAAGCCGUUCAAUCACUGGAGCAACAAAUAAUUAUUGUACUAGUGGAGGUGGUGGUUCAUGUAUUGAGCUACGGACCGCUUUUCAUCCAUCCUAUUAUGAGGAUGAAAUUGAACCGGAAUAUUUAAAUAAAUCAGUCACAUCAUUGAAUGCAAUCAACUUCUCUCACAAUAAUAAUAAUAAUAAUAAUCAUACCACAGCCAAUACAGUACAUGAUCAUACUAAUCAACAAGGCGGAAAUUACAUUUCUCCCUUUGGACAUUAUAAUAACGCUGUUCUAUCACCAUCUCGUACAACUUCUUAUUAUGAAAAUCAUAGUGAUAACAGUCGAAGUAGCAGUGCUAGUAGUAGUUAUUGUAAUAGUCGACGUAAUAAUAACAAUAAUAGUGUUAAUAAUCAGAGAAUAAUACAGAAUUACAUUGAUAAACGUUACUCCGCAUCGGAUUAUGCAUAUUUAAAAAAAUAUCUAUCAAAUCAUAUUAAUCCAACAGAUAAAAUGUUAUAUAUGGUCAAUCAAUUGUUCGACUGUCAUGAACAAUCGAAUCGAACAAAUCACCGGCAUCAUCAUCAUGAUACUACUACUAAUAUCAGUAAUAAACUUUUAUUAUCAACUGAUGAGAAAAAAGGUAGUAGUCAUACAACAUCGGAACGAUCAUCAAAAGAUGAAUAUCAUGAUGCACAUCCUCGUCAACAACACCACCAACACCAACAUCUUUAUCAGAAUAAUAAUUGUCUACCGGAAGAUUAUUAUGCUGAUGAUGAAGCAUUCGGUGAUGAAGACUGUCAUGAUCGUCUACCACAUUACAAUCAUCAACAUUAUCAUGUACCGAAGCAUCAGAAUACAAAUGAAAAUAUGAUCGCAGAUGAUGAUGAUGAUGAUGUUGAUGGUCAAGAUAAAUGUGAACUGUCAACAUCAUCACGAGCUGGCGGUUAUCAUCAUCAAUUAACCGUGGACACCGAUAAAAAGUUCCAAUUAGAUCAAAUAAAAAAUCAGUUUAAUUGUCAUCGUAGUCACCGUCAUCAACAGCAACAACAAUCUAAGAAGAAUAUUGAUGAUCAUCAUGAUGAUGGUGAUGUUGAUGAAGAUGAUGACGAGGACGACGACGAUUCAAUAAAUGAUCAACUAUAUCAUUCAAAUCAAGAAUCACAACUUCUUGAUCCAUCAUCAUCUACACUGAAUGAUGUUGUCAGUGGAAGGAAACAUUCAAAAGAUCGUAAAUUUAUUUUUAAUCGAAAAAAAUUCCAUAAUCCAUUAAAAAAUGCUAAACAUUUUAUGAAUCCUUCAUCAAUUGCAUCAUCUUCCUCGUCUUCAUCUUCGUCUACAUCUUCAGCUGCUUCAUCAUAUCCUUCAUCAUCAGUGAAAUUGUCAAAUCAUAUGAAACAUAGUCAAUCAAUGAAUUUCAAUAAUAUCAAUAAGAAUAGUAAGGAAAAUGAUGUUGUUGUUAGUAGUAGUAGUAGUAUAACUACGAAUCAAAAAACUAAUCAUCCUCCUCCUACAUAUAUUAUGAAACAUAAUCCAAAUCCACUGUUGACUUCUUCUUCAUUAACAUGUUUAUCAAAUCAAACAAAUCAUAAACAACUUAACAGUAGACAACACUAUCAACAGUCACCACCACAACAGCACCAACACCAACAAUCUCAAUCAAAUUAUACCUCACCAUCUAGACAACGUUUCUAUUUUCCAUUAUCAAUUUCAUCAUCAUUGAUCGCCGAUAAAAACAAAUCGAAUCAACUACCGCCAACAACAACAUCAUCUUCAUCAGUUUUAUUGACUGGAAAUCAAUCAGCAGCAUUGCAACAUUAUGAUCAUGUGACAGAUAAUACGAUGACCACCGAUUUCCGCCCAAUCGAUCAUCAUAAUCAUACUAAUAAUAGUAAUAAUCAUAAUCAUAGUAGAAUUUCUUUUCCUAAUAUUCCUACAAAUUUAUCAGUUUUAAAAAUUCCAGGUUAUGAUUAUGUUCGAAUGUCAAAUUGAUGAGAUUGUAAUUGUUUAACUACUGUCUGUUUGUCUGUUUGUUUGAAGAAAAAAUAAAACAUGCAUGCAUGUGUAUGUCUUUCUAAAUUGAACAUUGUUAUUAAUGUUGUUGUUGUAAAUAUAUUGGCAUUUGCCCCUCGCCUUCUCACUCUCGCUCACUCUGUCACUCACUCAUCUUUCUCUUUUACAAACAUGUACACAUUUAUAGGAUUAAUUUAAAUGAACCAAAAAGUUAUACAAACACAUAAUGAUUCUUCGUCUUUGAUUUUAUUCCUCUUGUCUGUCCUUUUUUUCAUUUCUUAUUUGAAAUAAUCUUGGGUAGGUGAUGGUAGGUAGGUGAAUGAAUCAGUGAAUGAAUGUGUAUGCAUGAGAUCUUAUUCCUAUAUUCUCCCAUGACAUUUGUUUAUACUCCUCUGCUCAAUGUUCAAUUUAUUUCAUACCAUUUUAAUCCGAGCGCGCCAGCUCAAAUUCUUUUUUCUUUUUUUAAAAAAACUCUGACUGAAU